Protopolystoma xenopodis is the source of this 336-nucleotide messenger RNA. The record is from the annotation of a GenBank genome assembly. NCBI's taxonomy places the organism in Eukaryota, Metazoa, Platyhelminthes, Monogenea, Polystomatidea, Polystomatidae.
AUGAUACAAUUACAAUACGCGAUAGCUAGUAUCAUCCAGGAGAGCUGGGACCAGCUGGAAAAAAGUAAGACAGACAUGAAGGUAGGCUGGCAGGAGGAUGUGGAAGUGCCCAAUAACAUUAAGGAAGUCGACAUUCAGCAAUCUCCGCAACAGCAGCGGCAGCAACCCCAUCAACAAGUGCAGCAGAUUAAAGUUGAAGUCUAUGCUGAGGAGAUCGAGAUGAUAAGAGAGAUGAUUGAAAAGUUUGGUCACCUGCUCUCGAUGUUUGAGGCUGAUGAGGGUGAUCUGGAUGGCUAUCUAAUUUCUGCACUGCUUAGCAGCGGUAAGAGUUUAUAA